Molecule: messenger RNA, 729 nt
Organism: Aspergillus viridinutans
Lineage: Eukaryota; Fungi; Ascomycota; Eurotiomycetes; Eurotiales; Aspergillaceae
Product: putative TBP interacting domain protein
Exons: 7
Coding region: 1-729 (242 amino acids)
Biological process (GO): homologous chromosome pairing at meiosis; meiotic strand invasion involved in reciprocal meiotic recombination; meiotic joint molecule formation
Cellular component (GO): DNA recombinase auxiliary factor complex; condensed nuclear chromosome
Molecular function (GO): recombinase activator activity; double-stranded DNA binding
Source: RefSeq, a predicted model, not a curated record
AUGACACAGAAGAAGGCGAAAGCGGCCGACAUGUCGGUUGUAGCUGCCAAUGACGAAACAUCAUUGAUCCUGGAUUACCUUCGGAAACAAAAUCGUCCUUAUUCGGCCAUAGAUGUUUCAACGAAUUUGCAUAACAAGGUCUCAAAAACGCACGCAGCAAAGGUCUUGCGAGACCUACACCGGAAGAAGGAGAUUGAAGCCCGGAUCUCAGGAAAACACACAGUUUAUCAUGCCCUUCAAGACGCGUCCGACGAUUUCAGGAUGGAGACCAUGGCGAUGAUGGAUGAAAAGAUCAAGCAGCUGGAAGAACAGUUAACAACACUCAAAACCAAGGAAAAGAAAGCGCGAACGGAUUUAGCAACGCUCUCCACGAAGCCAUUGCUCUGUGAGCUUCGACACGAUGUCGGCCGACUUGAGCAAGAAACACAGGCGGUUUCAUCUCGUCUCAAGAAAAUCCAGAAAAGAGAUUCAAUCCAGGUGUCUCCGGAGGAGAGAGCAAAGUUGGGAAAGGAAUGGAGACGCUGGAAUAAGAUCGCUAGCGUCCGUAAGACGAUCUGUCGGGAUCUAUGGAGUAGAUGCUUGGAGGUUGUACCGGACAAUGUGAGUCGAGAAGAGCUUUGGGUAAGUACACCGACUCUUGAUACUGCAUUACGGCGUCGAUCUGCAGCAGUUUCGGCUGACUUUGUCCAUCAGGAAUCUCUGGGCCUUGAAGGAUCCUUUCUUCGUUGA